GCGCGGUGCUUCGAGCAAACGAGCUCGGUACCAGAGUACGGAAUUGGACGUUUUGUGUUCCUGUGAGCCGUGAACUAUUACCUAUGACCUGUGAAUCCUGGUAGCUACACUCGCAUCACAGCUGGAAGCACGAAAGCAGUUCAGAUCAGCCCGGCCACGCCUCAGCCAAACCUCAGCCAGGCCUCACGGGACUCCCGUUUUCUGACUAUGGCAGACAGACGGCGCAUAAACGGCCCAGUAGGCACAACAUAUCCCCCCGUUUUUAUCAAUGAGCCGGCAGACAAUGGAAAGAAGGUGCAGAGGAUACGGACAAGGCCGCCAAACACCAUCAGGAAAAUGUUCCUCAAGACCGGCAUAACACCGCCGGCCAGCGGCUCGGCGUACCUGGAGAUUGAGCACCCGUCGGGCAGCGGCAUGUCGGGGCUGAAGCUGGCCUGCACCGUCCACGGCCCGCGGGCGCUGCCGCGGUCGGCGCCCUUCUCGCCGCACAUUGUGCUGUCGACGCACGUCAAGUACGCGCCAUUUGCCACCAAGCAGCGCCGCGGCUACAUCCGCGAUGCCAGCGAGCGCGACCUAUCGGUGCACCUCGAGACGGCCCUGCGCGGCGCCAUCAUCGCCGACCGCUGGCCCAAGAGCGGCGUCGACGUCAUCGUGUCGGUCAUCGAGGGCGACCAGGACCGCAGCCAGCCCGACGGCGACGGCGAGGCCUGGGGCACCAUGAGCGUGCUGAGCGGCUGCAUCACCGUGGCGGCGGCUGCGCUGGCCGACGCGGGCAUCGACUGCGUCGACGUCGUCGCUGGCGGCGUGGCCGCGCUGGUGGUGGACGCGGGGGCUCCCGAGGGCGCAGAGGGAACCAUCGUGCUGGAUCCCGUGCCGGCGGAGCACGAGAGGGUCGUGGCUGCCUGCUGCGUUGCCUACCUCCCCAACAGGGACGAGGUGACGACCCUGUGGUUCAAGGGGAACGUCGCGACAUCCGACACGGCGCUGUACCUGGACGUGGUCAAUAGCGCGGUCAAGGCGUCUAGGAGCGCAAAUAGGGUCUUGGCGGACAGCUUGAAAGAGACGAUCCGACAAACUAUAUGAGGUUGAUAGGGCGGUGGGUAGUACGGCAGUUUGUAAUUAAUCUGGCAGUGUAUAAUGCAGGCACGGCUAGGUGAUUCUUUACAUCCAGCAUUAGGUACGCCCUAAACGUUGAAAAUCUGAUUAUUAUUUUUUGUAACAAAAAAACGAAUUAAAAACCGUGACCGGACUUGCCUG
Gaeumannomyces tritici R3-111a-1 is the source of this 1257-nucleotide messenger RNA. RefSeq lists its product as hypothetical. Gene Ontology annotation, cellular component: cytoplasmic exosome (RNase complex); nuclear exosome (RNase complex); nucleolus. Gene Ontology annotation, biological process: U4 snRNA 3'-end processing; nuclear mRNA surveillance; rRNA catabolic process. The transcript has 2 exons. The record is from RefSeq and is a predicted model, not a curated record. The coding region runs from base 208 to 1083 and encodes 291 amino acids. NCBI's taxonomy places the organism in Eukaryota, Fungi, Ascomycota, Sordariomycetes, Magnaporthales, Magnaporthaceae.